Molecule: messenger RNA, 1388 nt
Organism: Vicugna pacos (alpaca)
Lineage: Eukaryota; Metazoa; Chordata; Mammalia; Artiodactyla; Camelidae
Gene: TXNDC12
Product: thioredoxin domain containing 12
Cellular component (GO): endoplasmic reticulum
Source: RefSeq, a predicted model, not a curated record
UAGGGAAAAAAAAAAAAUCUGGAAACGCGAGGGGUUGGGCUGAACUUCCCUUGUAGAACCGCGCGGACCUUCUGCUAGGACUCAGGCCCUGCUUCGGCUCAGCCCAGUGGCUCGGCGCACCUACCAACAUGGAGCCGCGGCCUCGUCUUGGGGCCACCUGUUUGCUGGGCUUCAGUUUCCUGCUCCUCGUCACCUCUUCUGAUCGACCUAAUGGGCUUGGAAAGGGUUUUGGAGAUCACAUUCAUUGGAGGACACUAGAAGAUGGAAAGAAAGAAGCAGCUGCCAGUGGAUUACCCCUGAUGGUGAUUAUCCAUAAGUCCUGGUGUGGAGCUUGCAAAGCUUUAAAGCCCAAAUUUGCAGAAUCUACAGAAAUUUCUGAACUGUCCCAUAAUUUUGUUAUGGUAAAUCUUGAGGAUGAAGAGGAGCCCAAAGAUGAAGAUUUCAGCCCUGAUGGGGGUUAUAUUCCACGAAUCCUUUUCCUGGAUCCCAGUGGCAAAGUGCGUCCUGAAAUCAUCAAUGAGAAUGGAAACCCCAGCUACAAGUAUUUCUACAUCAGUGCUGAGCAAGUUGUUCAGGGGAUGAAGGAAGCUCAGGAAAGGCUGACGGGUGAUGCCUUCAGAGAGAAACAUCUUGAAGACGAGUUGUAGCAUGAGUGUAUCCCUUCUUUCAUCAAAGUGAUUAUUCUCGAGGGAAAGCAGUACUGAAGGGAAUAUUGAGGAAUCACUCAGAACAAAUUAAACGGAUCAGGAAACCUUGCUCCUGCCCACAUGGGAAGGGGCCCUCUCACUGUGGAAGAGUUCUGCUGCCAGAAGCUGGUCUCCAUGCCUGUGGAUCCUGUCCCUUCUCACCUAAACGUCUCUUCGUCAUCGAAGGUAAAGAAUGACACCUUGUGACACAAAACUUGAACCAUUUGGAGGUGUACUCCUCACACUGCAGUAUUUGAAUCUUUCCAUUUCCUCCUGCUUCAGUCACCUUGGUGGUGAAAAGAGACCAGGAGCAUCUUUUCUAUAAUGUUAAAAUUGCACAAAUAGCUUAUCAUUAAAAGACAAUAAAUGCUAAAUGUAAAUUAGUCAUUUUGCCCCUCCAAGGAGACCAGCCUAUUUCUUCUCUUUUUAUCCUGGGAAUAAUCCUGGGUUUCUUCGUGAAUCCCUGCAACUUCCUUCCUCUUCUCUGGCUUGCCUUCCCAGUUGGCACGCAUGCGUGUGCAGCAAUGGCUGGAAGCAUGCUUUCCCCUGUUACUGUUGGAGAAACUCAAACCUUCAAGCCCUAGGCGGAGCCAUUUUUGUCAAGUCGUCAACUGUAUUUUUGUACUGGAGUUAACAAAAAAGAAAAGAAAAGAAAAAAAUAUUAAUUGUUCCACUAAACUUUAAUAAAACUUUAAAAGGAAA